AUGCAGCGUCGAUUAUCGUUUUGCUGUCCUUUCUUGACAGCUUCAGUUUCUCUUCACACUUCACAGCGGUUUUUCUACGAUAAGAUUCGUGAAAAACGUGAACAAAGUGAUGAUGGCCCUGGAGAUAUGUUUUAUGAGUUUCCCAAAAAUCCAUCCUCUAAUCGUGUGCCGGAGGAAUUUCACAAAACAAAUGCCGAUGCGGUUGGGGCUGCAGAGAAGUUACAACGUUGUUUUCUUCUGGCCUUUAUUAUAGUAGUUCCUAUUGCAUUGUUUGGUGGACUUGUGGAUCCCUUUAAUGAUGGUUUUCACCGACCGGAGGGCUACGGCACUCACGGUGUUGGCGCUCGACACAUUGGCGAAGAGAAAAUAAAUACAGCGAGACGUGACUAA
This is a messenger RNA of Trypanosoma theileri, 390 nucleotides long. RefSeq lists its product as uncharacterized. The transcript has a single exon. Bases 1 to 390 code for a protein of 129 amino acids. NCBI's taxonomy places the organism in Eukaryota, Euglenozoa, Kinetoplastea, Trypanosomatida, Trypanosomatidae. The record is from RefSeq and is a predicted model, not a curated record.